AUGACUGCCUUUCUGAAGAAGCCCUUAAAGCUCGCCCUGGUGCAGCUUGCGUCCGGUGCGGAUAAGGCAAUCAACCUCUCGCACGCCCGAAGCAAGGUCCUUGAGGCUGCACAAGCUGGCGCACGCUUGAUUGUGCUUCCAGAGUGUUUCAACUCCCCCUAUGGCACACAGUACUUCCCCAAAUACGCCGAAACCCUCCACCCCUCCCCUCCGACGAAGGAACAAUCGCCCUCAUUUCACGCGCUAUCAGCCAUCGCCGCUGAAGCAAACGCAUAUUUGGUCGGUGGCAGUAUCCCUGAACUCGAAGAGUCCACCAAGAAAUACUACAACACCUCGCUGGUAUUCUCACCAUCCGGCGCAUUGAUUGGCACCCACCGCAAGACACACUUGUUCGACAUCGAUAUCCCAGGCAAGAUCGCAUUCAAGGAAAGCGAUGUGCUAUCUCCGGGUAAUCAAUUGACAGUGAUUGACCUCCCUGAAUAUGGAAAGAUUGGUCUGGCUAUUUGCUACGAUAUUCGGUUCCCCGAGGCUGCCAUGAUCGCUGCCCGCAAGGGAGCCUUUUUACUCGUGUACCCCGGUGCAUUCAAUACAACCACUGGCCCACUCCACUGGUCUUUACUUGGCCGGGCUCGCGCCGUGGAUAACCAGUCAUAUGUGGCUCUGUGCAGUCCUUCUCGUGACCUGGAAGCGAGCUAUCAUGCCUAUGGCCACAGUUUGAUUACCGACCCUAGUGCCAAUAUCGUGACUGAAGCAGAUGAGAAGGAAACUAUCAUUUAUGCUGAUCUGGACAAUGAUAGCAUUUUGAACAUUCGCAAAAGCAUUCCCAUUUACAGUCAGCGGCGGUUCGACCUUUAUCCUGACCGAGCCACACUCAUCCGAGAUCACAAAUUUGAAUUUCCACUCAUCGAUCACUUCCGCCCACAGUCGACACCGAACCCUUUCAAGAUGUCCAACGUCCAGCAGACCGGAAAGAAGCAGCGCUCGGCCAUUGCCGACGUGGUGUCGCGCGAGUACACCAUCAACUUGCACCGCAGAUGCCACGGUGUUAGCUUCAAGAAGCGCGCUCCUCGUGCCAUCAAGGAGAUCCGUGCUUUUGCCGAGCAGGCUAUGGGCACCAAGGAUGUCCGCGUCGACCCCCAGCUGAACAAGAAGGUCUGGGAGGCCGGUAUCAAGGGUGUUCCUUUCCGUCUCCGCGUUCGCAUCUCCCGCAAGCGUAACGAUGAGGAGGGUGCUGUCGAGCGUCUGUACUCCCACGUCCAGGCUGUCAACGUCAAGAACCCCAAGGGUCUGCACACCGCUACCGUCGAUGACGCGUAA
This is a messenger RNA of Penicillium verhagenii, 1317 nucleotides long. RefSeq lists its product as uncharacterized. The coding region runs from base 1 to 1317 and encodes 438 amino acids. Gene Ontology annotation, molecular function: omega-amidase activity; structural constituent of ribosome. Lineage: Eukaryota; Fungi; Ascomycota; Eurotiomycetes; Eurotiales; Aspergillaceae. The record is from RefSeq and is a predicted model, not a curated record. Gene Ontology annotation, cellular component: mitochondrion; ribosome. Gene Ontology annotation, biological process: oxaloacetate metabolic process; L-glutamine metabolic process; translation. The transcript is spliced from 6 exons.